AUGCUUUCAAAGCCUUUCAAGGAAUUUUACAUUCCUGCGGAAUCUUCUUCCGUCCAUUUCUUACGAGCAACACUCUGCGUAGGCUGUUCUCGCGGCUUCGAGGUUGUCAGUCUGGAAACCACUGAAAGACAAUCGCUGCUGGACCAGGCCGAUACCUCCCUCGAUUUCGUUGCUAGAAAAGAGAACGUAAAGCCCAUCCAUAUUGAACGGAUGAACGGCGAGUUCCUCCUUAACUAUAGCGACUUCUCCUUCUUCGUCAACCGUAACGGCUGGAGGGCUCAGCCAGACUGGAGAAUAGCGUGGGAAGGAAAUCCUGUCGCGUUCGCGUUAUCGUAUCCAUACAUUCUCGCUUUCGAAUCGAGCUUUAUAGAAAUCAGGCACAUUGAAAGCAGCGAACUAAUCCACGUCAUGACGGGACGGAAUAUUCGGAUGUUGCACUCGUCUACUAGGGAGAUUAUUUAUGCGUACGAAGACGAAGCAAGCGAAGAUGUGGUGGCUAGCUUGGACUUCUGGAACAAACCCGC
Molecule: messenger RNA, 524 nt
Organism: Histoplasma mississippiense
Lineage: Eukaryota; Fungi; Ascomycota; Eurotiomycetes; Onygenales; Ajellomycetaceae
Exons: 3
Source: RefSeq, a predicted model, not a curated record